GACAGCUUAAGGGUGCGUUCAUAAAGGUGCGUCCACAUUGAACAAAAACCGCAAAGUAAAGAAGAAAAGGAACUGUUCCCUUGAUUGUCAGCGCCACUACCAUAUAAGUAGUUGUUUCUAGAAACACAUAUCAAUAUCUAAAAAUAUCCCAUUUCUAACAUAUGAGUUUUACAUGCUCAUCAUCAUUGUUAUUUACAUACCCAAUAUUUUGUUGACAGUUUUAAAUCGUAUUUUUUUAAAAAAACAAAAAAAAACAAUUAAAGAAAUGGAUGCUGAUCCAACUCCACAUGACUUACAAAGAAAACUCUACUUCCUAGUGGAACAACUUCAACAAAUGGCCUCAACACUGCCUCCAAAAUAUCAAAUGCGACUUCCCUAUGAAUUAUUAUCAGGACUGGCGAAUUCUCUUCUAAAUGAUACAAUUUUUGAAAUUGUCAAAGGACUCAUGGAAAUUCAACACGUUACGGAAAAACAUCUCUUUCAACAACGAUUACAAUUGUUAAAUCUUCAUAAAAUUGAAGUACAAGAAACAAUGUCUACAUUAAAUACAGAAGAAGAUCGAUUGUCAUCGAGAGACGUUCUGGAUAAAAAGCAUAGAGAAGAAUUAAAAUCAACUGACAUGGAAUUAGUUUUGCAAUUGGAUCAAAAAGUUUCUGAGCAACAGAGAAUUUUGGAAAAAGCCGGAGUACCGGGUUUUUACGUCACUGCAAAUCCAGUGGAAAUUCAGGUACAAAUGCGACUUUGUGACUUUAUUAUUCGAUUGAGCAAAAUGGAUAUUCCUAGAUAAGUAAUUUUGAAAUAUUAAUUUUUCCCAAGUGCCUAAUUUAAAUUGAAUUGAACUUUUGUACAUAAUUCCGUAUUUUUGAAAUAAAAAGGAUUUAAUUUAAAGAG
Molecule: messenger RNA, 891 nt
Organism: Leptopilina heterotoma
Lineage: Eukaryota; Metazoa; Arthropoda; Insecta; Hymenoptera; Figitidae
Gene: gdl
Product: gonadal protein gdl
Exons: 1
Coding region: 173-787 (204 amino acids)
Source: RefSeq, a predicted model, not a curated record